Molecule: messenger RNA, 4788 nt
Organism: Notolabrus celidotus (New Zealand spotty)
Lineage: Eukaryota; Metazoa; Chordata; Actinopteri; Labriformes; Labridae
Product: G patch domain-containing protein 2-like
Exons: 10
Coding region: 55-1434 (459 amino acids)
Source: RefSeq, a predicted model, not a curated record
UGUGGAGAAAACAAAACAAGACAAGCUGCGACUGUGUUUUUGACUUCCAGCACGAUGAUGGAUGAGCUGGUGCAGGACCUGGUGUCUGCUCUGGAGCAGCCCUCGGAGCAGAGGAAGCUGUGGGAAGAAAUGGUCCUGAGUCCAUUGCAGCGGCGCAGACAAAUCCGCCGUCGUAGAGGCAGAAAGCGCUGUCGUGAAUCCUCCCUCUAUCCGCUGGAGCACAGAAGAUGCUGGAUCGAGGCUUCAGAGUCCAGUUUGGAUGAGGCCAGAGCAUACAGGGACAACCCUUCAGCAGCCACUGCUGCUUCAGUGGCCAACUGCAGUGACUCUGACGACAUGAAUUCAACUAGGCGAUGGCACCCCGUCAUUAGAGGCACGAUCAGGACUAGACAGCCCUCCUGGCCUGAGUCUGACUCCUAUACAGAGAAUAAUCCAGGGAGGCAGCUUAGGAGGCGCAGGAAAGUCAAGCGUAUGACCUCAGACAUCACAGUUACUCUGCAGCAGAAGUUGAGGGUUUCGGGUAUAGAUAGAAGGCGGAGACACCGGUCGUCCAGGACGCAACAUCUGUCAGGGAUGAAGAAGAGAUCUGGAGGUUGGGUUGGAGCAGAUCGCCAGACUGAGGGAGCCAGGCGGAUGGGAAGUGAGUGCUGGAAGAGGAGGAAGGCCAAGGAACACCGAGAUGCUGCAGACGAGAACAUGUCUGAGGGGGAAACCAGCAGCACAUGCAGCAGUGACCCCGGCCUGUUCACUAAUGAUGAGGGAAGACAAGGCGAUGACGAGCAGAGUGACUGGUUCUUCGAGGGAGACUGUGGAGUCGGGACGGGUGUGGUCGGCCUGCUGCCCAGCUGGGACUCAGACAGCCAGCUCUCCCUUGAGGAUUCACGUCCUUCACCCACCUUUCUGCAGCCUCCAAGACCCUCACACAGAGUUGCUGGGAAUCGUUAUCAUUCACGACUGAAACGAGUGCCUGGCUCUGCUGCUUGCUGCAUCAGGAGGGAUAGACGCAGGCUCCCCAGCAAGGCAAACGGCAUGCCAGUGUUUGUGCAGAGACUCAGACCCUUUUCUGAAGAUCCUUACCAGAGAGACUUUUGGCUGCCUUCUGUUGGAAAACGAGACAGAAACCAGUUCACACCGUUGUGUCCUAUUGACAUGGUGACGGAGAGCGCCCGUCUCAGAUGUUCCUAUUCACUCUGCAGAAACAGGCAGACUAACGUCACUUUGGGGCUGUUGAGCACAGGAGAGUCCAGGAGGAGGGAAACAGAAGCUGUGUCCAUCACAACAUCAGCCAGCAGCUCGUUUCAAAAUGAUCACCAGAGAGAGGAGGCGCAGGGAGCCAGCAACACCUCCACUCAGGAGGCUGUGGGACCAAAUGCAACAUUUUCACUGUCCUCCAAUCCAGCCCAUCCGGGGAGUCUCCCUCAGGGGGGACCAUAAACCUGGCCAGAUAAGUACACCUAAGUCCAGAAGAACCUACUAAAAGAAAAACUACCGUGCCAGAGAAAGAAAAGACUGAACCUCCUCUUGCUGCACAGUCUUAAGAGACAAAGAAAAAAUACAAUCACCACUCCUCAAAUCAGCAUGUUCCUGCUAGAUCCGUCUUUCCAGGUAGUGUAUUAAGCAUGACAAAUGUUAAUGCAAUCAAGCCUUGUUAACCCUCUGCCAUCUCCUCGAGGAAGAGAGCAGCUUCAAGAGGCUCCUCGUUCUACUCAAGACUUGACGGCUCCUCCUGUUUCCACACACACGGUCUCCGGGCCACCUGCUACCACACAAUCCAGCAAUUAUGUCCACUCUGGUAGCACAGUGUUUGUCAGUGGGAACACUGAGAAGGUAGUCAGGUUUGGUGCCAUGUAGGAUUUUGCUCUGCGUUAUGCAGCACGUAGGUAGCUCCGAGACAUAUUUGAGCAUCAGAAUGUUUAGCCACCACAUGCUGCUACAAAGUUCUGAGAGGCGGCCACCGAUAGAGAGCCACACAAAGUACAGGCCUCCUAUUAGCAUGGAUUUAAAACGCUACAGUUUGUACAAAGGUGCUCAUUAGCACUACACAGAGGGAGUGUGGUCGUGGUCCUCGGAGGCCUGCCUCUGUUCUCCUCAGCUUACCUUCCAUAUUCAAAUUUCCCCAAAUGUAUUUAAGUUCAAGGCUGCCUGCAAAUCCUUUUAAAGAGGCCGUUUUUCAGCUGGAUUAGUUGCUUUUGGGGCUUUGCAGAGGCAGAGAAAAGGAGUUGGAGGAGCUGCUGCAGACCGGAGAGGAGAGUCAAACACAGUCUUUUCACCUACCCUUGGGGUAUACAUUUCCCUGACUCCUGCACCAUCAGAUGCAUUAAAAGAUCAAUGGAGGCAUACAGUGAGAUCAAAUACAACACUUUUCCAGGCUGGUAAACAAGCUGUAUUUUCAGAGAAAUGCACAUUUAUAGGAGGCCAGUGAAGUAGGUUUAGCUCGACCUGAAUCAUAAAGGUGAUAACUGCUGUAGUCUUUAAAAACAAAAGUGUACUCCUGCACAUAAUCAAAUCAUCUCUGCUGGCAAGUAUCCUGGAGAAGUAUUUUACAAGGACAGCAAAGUGAGUUUUGUUUCUGUCUAAAAUAAAAAGCUCAUUUUUGAAAUCUUCCUCGCACCAAACACACAGGUAUGCACUUUGUAUAAUAAGCAUACAAAACCUGUUUAGGAAAGCAACCACAUUAUCUUCAGCUGCACACUGCAUGUCUUUUUAGACACUUUAAAGCCUUAUUUAAGAGAAGAAUUGCAUUUAGUAGAAUGAGAUUUGCCAAUUAAUGUGAGUUAUACGUCUGCAAUAAUCCGUCUGAGAAGACUUUAUGUGAUCAUGUUGGCCAGGGAUGACAUUUAUAAAUGCUGUGUGUGCACACUCGUCUAAAUGGAUGCUUCACACAAGACAUCCUGCCACAGGAAUCAGUCAAAGUGUUGAGGCAGGGAGCAACCCCCAUCCCCUCCCUCGCAGAUACUCCCCAUAUGUCCACUGGAAGUCCAGUAGUUGGCUCUUCCCAGGCCAGAAAACGCAGCUGAUUGAUAGGACUCACAUCGGAUGAGCUUAGUAAUUAGAAAAAAGGAGCUUUUGAUAAAUACAUUGGUGACUUCUUUGAGACAUAUGUCCCUUGAUGCUGACAGGUAUUGACUGUGUGGUGUUUUAAGGAGCGCUUCUUGCUGUUGCCUUAUCCGUCAGUCCGUGUUUUGGUGCCAAGGCAUUGACGGGGGGAGGAAGACGCAUCAUUCCAGAUACAGUUCCAUUAGCAGCACGAGUGGGGAAGCACCUCGCCUGCCUCUGUGGUAAUUAGCAGUCACUAUAACGACAUCCCAGACAGACUGUAUGCCCCCAAAAUGCAUUUCCAAUGGCCAGGAAGUGGGGGAAACGGCUUCCGCACAGCCAGUCAAUUGCCCUGUUACAGUUAAGGAAUCCAGCGGCUUGGUACCACUCAUAUUUCAUCCCAGGUAAAGAUUACCUGUCAGGCCCAUGGGAGAUGUAUUGAUCUGUUUUCCUUUUUCCGCCAGCAAUCACCUGACAAAGGCACCUAGGAGGUGAGUGAAUGAGUGAUGCCUGGUCCGUUUGCUCGGGCGUAGUGGCUGCUAGUGUCCACUGAUGGGUGGAGAAGUGAUGAGGAAGAGGAGAGAUAAUGCAGUCAUAAACUCUGUUUGAACCUCCUCUGUAUGCAUGCAGGGCAGCCCCCCGGUCCCCCUGAGGUCACAGGUCAGUGGGGAAUUUGACUUUUUUUUUUGGCUCCUUUCUUGUCGGUGGCGUUUGUUCUUGCUGUGUAGACUGUAGUGAUGAUAGUAACACAUGCAAAAAGAGCCUCUCUGGUUCCUGCUGACAAAUGCAUGUUGCGAGUCACUGUAGUUCAACUCACUUUGGGUUUCAAAAGGGUUCCAGUUUGAUCUGUGAGCUCUCCUUACAAUGAAAGCCAACCUUGUGUGGUCAGGGUUUCUGGUGACUGUCAGUGUGGCAAUGCUGCACCAGCAAGGAUCAAUAUAUUUUACGUCAGCUCGUGAUUUCUUGGCAGCUAAAAGUAUUUAUGUAUUUGCCUUGUUUGAUUGAAUGUCAGAGUUGAUAUUAUCCAUAAAGCCAUGCAUUCAAAGUGAUAGCACUGUUUAAAAUGUGUAGUAUUUAUGAUGUGAUGCUUAAUUACAGGUCCAUUAAUUGAGGAUUUAGGGCUGAGGACAUUACAUACAUAAAUUCAAUUUGAUCUGAGAUAGCAGAUAUGUCUCUAAUUUUUUUUACUGUCGUAUUUUUUUAAUUUCAUUUACAAGGAUUUAAAUAUAUCUGCCUGUUAUCAGGGCACUUAGGCAGCUAUCUACAUUUGAUACGUAGUACAAAUAGCAUCUUAUCUCACAGGCUGUUAUCUUUAUAUUUAAUAGCAGUGGAGGCAUGCCUAAUUGCUUUGCAAAUGAUCUAGAGGAUUACUCCUCCCUUAGAAAGCCUGCACGGUGUCACUUGAUGUUAAAGAGACAUUACAAUGAUAAAAUUCAAUCAGACCUGCAGUGCAGUGUUUAUGCAGUUUUUUUUUUUAAAUAAAUGUCAGCAUGAGGUGGAUACUUAACUUUUGAAUAAACUGUCUGAACAUAAACAUGAGCUGUCAUGGAUACAAACUGAACUCUGUAAAGUAUUGAUCAUUGGGUUUUAAAAUGAUGUGACAUGAUCUCUUAAAAUGUAAUAUGUUGCCUUCAUGUCGAAGGGGAUGUCAAUGAUUUCUCAUUGUAUUGAGUAUUUAUUGAACAACUUGUAUUAUCUAUUUAUUUCCAGUGCUGAUUUUUUUUCGUGCAAUAAAUGAUCAUUUGUGUGAAA